Molecule: messenger RNA, 1029 nt
Organism: Aspergillus terreus NIH2624
Lineage: Eukaryota; Fungi; Ascomycota; Eurotiomycetes; Eurotiales; Aspergillaceae
Exons: 6
Coding region: 1-1029 (342 amino acids)
Cellular component (GO): Golgi apparatus; endosome; trans-Golgi network
Molecular function (GO): antiporter activity
Source: RefSeq, a predicted model, not a curated record
AUGGGAGCGAUCUUAGGUGGCUCUGCAGAGCCCCAGCUGCGGGUUGUGGUGCAUAUUUGCAUAUGGAUUUGCCUCUCCAUUGGUACUAUACUGUUCAAUAAGUGGAUUCUAGCUCCUGAAAGAUUCAAUUAUCCUAUUAUUCUUACAACAUGGCAUUUACUGUUCACCACGAUAGCCACCCAGGUACUCGCAAAGACAACAACUUUGCUCAAGGGCCGAACGACAAUCAACAUGACACCAGCCUUUUACAUACGCUCUAUCGCGCCCAUCGGUAUUUUGUAUAGUGGAAGCUUGAUUUGCAGCAACAUUGCCUAUGUGUACUUGAACGUCUCAUUUGCUCAGAUGCUGAAGGCUCUGGGUCCUGUGGUUAGUCUUCUAACAGCUUGGGCGUGGGGAGUCGAGAAACCAUCCAUAAAAGUAUUUACCAGGAUACUGGUAAUCGCAUUCGGUGUCGUCCUGGCAGGGACAGGCGAGAUCCAAUUUUCCUGGCUCGGGUUCGCCUUCCAAAUGGCCUGCCUUGUCUUCGAUGCCAACCGUCUCGUCAUGGUACAAAUCCUGCUUUCUGGGAAUGGCGUCAAAAUGGACCCCCUCGUCAGCUUAUACUACACCGCGCCAUCGUGUGUGCUCAUGAAUGCCAUCGUUGUCGGGUACACCGAGUACUCGGCCUUCAACUGGGAUGCUGUCUACCGGACCGGGCCACAUGUGUUGCUGCUAAACGCGAUGUUAGGCUUCAUGUUAAACAUUUCUAUAUAUCUGCUUAUCCAAAAGACCUCUGGGCUGGUGAUGGCACUCGUCAGCAUUCCGAAGAAUAUCGUUUUGGUGCUCCUGUCCGUCGCCAUUUGGAGCACACAAAUCUCCGGAAUCCAGAUAAUCGGCUACUCCAUCUCACUACUAGCUUUGUUGUAUCACGCCGUUGGGUGGGAGGCAAUCAACGCCCUGUGGGAGAAACUCCGCGGGUUAUGGAGGGAACCGAAGUCACCGGAAAAGGAAGAUAGUUUGCUUGGGAACGCGACACGCGAGAACGUGUAG